Messenger RNA from Cuscuta campestris, 793 nucleotides. Lineage: Eukaryota; Viridiplantae; Streptophyta; Magnoliopsida; Solanales; Convolvulaceae. The record is from the annotation of a GenBank genome assembly.
CUUCAUCGCCGUCCCUCGCCGGUGAUUGUCUCUCGCAGGGCCGGUGAUUGUCUCUCGCAACAUCAUCACCUUCCAGGUAGAAUAAAAUGGCACUUAUGAAAGCUGUGUAUGAUUUGUAUCAAGAUAAUAUCAUCAACACCCAAGAGUAUGCUAUAGCUUGUUUGACUCCUGGACCUGUUGAGCUUGUGUAUGAGCAGGAACAAGUGACGAAUAAUGUGGUUGAACAAGAGGCUUCUGCACUGCUCCCAAAGAAGGAGUUGGCAGCAGAAAAUGCUAACAAGAGGGUGAAGAAAAAAUCAGAUGGGGGAGCAGAAUGCAGUCAGGACGAAGGUCAGCAGCUUGUCCAGAAACAAGAUGUGUUGAACUUGUGUGCUGAAAGGUUGCUUCUUGCAGACGAUGGCCGAAGUCAAUAUUGGUGAUGACAAAGAUCCCCCUAUAGUUUUCGUUACCGAGAUAUCUUUUUUUUUAUUGUUCCCAGGGAUUUUUUGGGGAAUCUGCUCCCAUGCUGCAAACAGUAAAAUCUGAACCUUGUCGCUCUUCUUUCUUUCCUCGCGAGCAGGAAGCACACCAGCAGCGUGCGUUGCGUGAUUCUACUGUGUUUUUUGCACUUGACUGGUUGACCGGAAGAUAACUUAGAUUCGCCCGGCCAGCAGGCGGGCGGCGUGCUUAUCUUGUGUGACAACACUACAGAGCGAGUGGCUCUUCUAGGCGGGCAGCUGUGUGACAACACUACAGAGAAAGCGGCGCUUUCGUGUAACAUGCUAUGGUCUCAACGCCCUUACGAGGUAGUGAU